Pecten maximus is the source of this 2716-nucleotide messenger RNA. RefSeq lists its product as uncharacterized. The record is from RefSeq and is a predicted model, not a curated record. The transcript is spliced from 5 exons. NCBI's taxonomy places the organism in Eukaryota, Metazoa, Mollusca, Bivalvia, Pectinida, Pectinidae. Bases 84 to 1289 code for a protein of 401 amino acids.
ACGACAAUUACGGAAGGAACGUCCAUUGAAUUGGUUUCAGGCAACGAAACCAGAAUGUAAUACUCAGUAUAUUCUGCCCAAAGAUGACUCAUGUCUUUUGUGGAUUUGAAUUACUUAUGUUCAAGAGAUUCCAGACUUGUCCAGAGCAAUGGAUUGAAUUGAAAGAGACGCUUCUUCAGAAAGGUGAUGGGGCUGACCCGGAACACCUGGGGAAAAUUCCCCAGAGUCUCUGGUUCCUGUCAGUGGCACUUCACAAACGACCAGACUUCUUACUGCAGCUCAUUCGGGAAGAAACUGAACGAGAAAAGAGGAAACAACUCAGAAAACCAGGAGUUACACUGCUAUGGACCUAUUUGAAUAGCCACAAUUUCACAGAGUUCCACUUGGACAGUAUUUUCAAAUAUGGGGAUGACAACAAGCUGCCAAAGGAGAUUUUUAGGUGUCCCAAUGUAAAAUUCUUGUCCUUGAAGUAUAACUGCCUGGAAAAUCUGCCGUCCGACAUUGGUCGGAUGCAGCAGCUGGAAUACCUGGCCCUUACUAACAACAAACUCCAGGUGCACUCCAUCCCCUAUACUCUAACCUUCUGCAGCAAACUCCGGACCAUCCUACUGGACAACAACAUACUGGACGCCCUCCCAGGAUUCCUCCUGAAAAUAGCAUCCAUCAAAACUGUCCAUCGUCAUGGCAACCAUAAUUAUUUCAAAUCCACUUUCAUGUGGUACCACACAGAUGUUGAGUUUCGGAUAAUUCCCGUGUCUGGGACGAACACAUUUGGAUCCAUGGAUCCUCAGAGCCUACAGUUCUGGGCAGCUAAGGCUGUGAUUGGGUCUAAAAUAGACUUCUAUAAGGACCCGUCCGUGGCCCUGGUGUUGAAGGACUAUAUAUCAGACAUUUAUCACUUAUUUCGAGUGUGUCAUUUCUGUUCUACUGCCUGCCUUCCCGACCAAAUAGGUUACAAGGUGAUCACCUUUAAGAAUCCGUACCUAGGAAACACUUGUGUGCCAUUCCAACACUGGGCCUGCUCUAUCAACUGUGCCAAAGCCUUAGAAGUUCCAGCUCGCAUGGAACAGAUCCAAGCUGCCCUUCGCCUGGAUAGUCUUUACGAGGAGUAUGUUGAGGAAUGUACGCAAGUAUUCUACAACACCCGCCAUAGCAAGGCAGUCUGUUCCUGCUUCACCUCUCGCACAACAGAAUAUGUGCCACCCUUGAACAAAGAAACAUGGCUUGCUGCACCCAACUCCCCAGGAGCCCGCGGGAGCUCCAAGAACAACCAGUGUGCAAUAUCCUGAUGCCUUGUACAUAUAUGUCUCAAAUAUAUAUAUAUAUUUACCAUUGAGCUGUAUUGCUCAUAAAACAGUCCAAGCUCCACAACAUUCCUGAUUUUCCCCAAAACACCUUGUUAAUUGAUAUCAGUGGUUGAGUUGUUAAAUUGCGCUAGUAUAUAUCUGUGUGUAUUUUGUAAAUACUGCGGUUGUAAGCUGAAAGCAUUAUCGAAUAAGUUGUACAAAUUUUUCUAAUUUUAUUUUUCAGUAAUAAUAUCAAUGACCGCAAGUUGUUGUUUUUUUCAAAUUGUUUAUUGAGUCACGCAUUUACAUUUUUAGUUUUAAUCCACCAGCAUUUGGAGUAGUAGAGCAGGGAUUCCAGAUAACUACUCCCAGAUGUAAAGCUGACAACAGGGAAAUAGUCGUUCACAAACAGCAGAGUAAUCUGUAAUUAUGCUGGCUUUUAUUGUCAAAUCAAUUUUGCUGGUAGAUUAUGAUUGUUUCUAGCCUAACAGUUGGGAGAGUUUGUAGAUCUUUCAGGAGAAACUUAAAAGUAUGUUUUUCACCCUGGAAAAUGAGUUGAUUGGACAUGUUUAUUUGACAAAUUUUUCGACCUUCAGAUUUUUUGGACAUAACUUCAGCAAUGUUUAACUGACAAGCCCUGGGUUGUUGUUUUGAAAAUAUUUUGUGUUAGACCAAGGUUUCCAGACAUAUUGAUGAAAAAACCUUUAAAUUAUACUUAUGAAUCCUCUGUACAAAAGUGUGCUAUGUACAAUAUGCUAUAUAUGAGUAUUUCCUACAACUGGGACAUUUUUCCUGAAUUAUUGAAUUCAUAGUCGGGCACUACUGAGAAAAGUGCAAAAAUAAGACUACUGCAAAAAUUUCUGUAAAAAUGCAUGUUUUUGUGGUUAUCGUAUUUCACUGCUUCUCACAUAAAAAGCUUUCCUUAAAAUUAUGGUUACGCAAAUUGAACAUUCUGUAUAUUGUUUUCUAUGACAAGCACUGUUGUUGUUGUGCCAAUUCAUCAAUGUGCUAAUCUGUUCAAAUUCAGUUUCACGCUAAAAUUUAAGUCCGCCAAAAUAAACAUAUUUACAGUACCUGGGAUACAGUAGUCCUGACCAGCCAGAGGUGACAAAUUUAACAUCUUAUACUAACGCUUGUUUGUUUGAUGUCCAUGGAAUAAUCUGUGUAGAUUGUGGUGUGGGGGAAUGGAUGAGAGAGAUUCUUUGUGAUAUUAGGAUUGUGGUGUGGGGGAAUGGAUGAGAGAGAUUCUUUGUGAUAUUAGGAGACAAUCUCGGAGGCAGAAACUGUUUCAAACGUUUCCAAAGAAAUAGAGCUUUGUUAUCAGCACUAGUACCGUAUUUAUCCUGAAAUAAGCCCCCUUCCCUAGUGUAAAAGUUUAGUACUGUAUUUAUCCUCAAAUAAGCCCCCUCCCCUAGUGUUAAAGUUUAGUA